Molecule: messenger RNA, 2628 nt
Organism: Syngnathoides biaculeatus (alligator pipefish)
Lineage: Eukaryota; Metazoa; Chordata; Actinopteri; Syngnathiformes; Syngnathidae
Gene: ugt5g1
Product: UDP glucuronosyltransferase 5 family, polypeptide G1
Exons: 2
Coding region: 890-2476 (528 amino acids)
Molecular function (GO): UDP-glycosyltransferase activity
Source: RefSeq, a predicted model, not a curated record
UCCCAUCUCUAUCCCUCUGUCUGGCCAACCUGUAGAGAUCCUUUUCGCCUUCUUUCGUGUCCAACCUGGUGUACAUGUUUUCAUAUGCCUCUUGUUUAGCCUUUGCUACCUCUACCUUUGCCCUACGUCGCAUCUCGAUGUACUCCUUUCGCCUCUCCUCAGUCCUCUCAGUAUCCCACUUGAUCUUCGCUAAUCUCUUUCCUUGUAAGACUCCCUGUAUUUUAAGGUUCCACCACCAAGUCUCCUUCUCCCCUUUCCUACCAAAAGACACACCAAGUACUCUCCUGCCUCUCUCUGAUUACCUUGGCUGUCGUCGUCCAGUCUUCCGGGAGCUUCGGUUGUCCAUCGAGAGCCUGUUUUACCUCUUUCCGGAAGGCCGCACAACAUUCUUCCUUUCUCAGCUUGCACCACAUCGUUCUCUGCUCUACCUUUUUGUCUUCUUAAUCUUCCUACCCACCGCCAGAGUCAUCCUACACACUACCAUCCUAUGGUGUCGAGCGACACUCUCCCCUACCACUACUUUAGAGUCAGUAACCUUAUUCAGAUUUACAUUGUCUGCACAAAAUAUAAUCCACCUGCGUGCUUCUACCUCCGCUCUUGUAGGUCACCAUAUGUUCUUCCCUCUUCUGGAAAUAAGUGUUCAUUUUGCGAUCCUUCCAAACCCCCCAAAACUUCACUUCUGACCCGAAGCAGUCACGCUCGUCACCCUCCAGAACUCGCUCUCUCUCUCCGACUUUGUGCGCGCGGCGUUUUCGCUACGUCACGGAACCGCGUCAAAGUCGGACUUUGACCCUGCAAGAUAAGGAAGGUCGUGCGCUGCCGUUCCGGGCGGGGGACUCACGCCGAUAAACUUGCCGAUUUGAAACACCGCAAAACGCAGCUGAGGAAAAUGGCCAAGCGCGCCGCAGCGCUCCUCGCCGCUUGGGCCCUCCUGUGGUUGCGGGCGAGUCCCUGCCGCAGCAGCAGGAUCCUGGCGGUGCCGGUGGACGGAAGCCACUGGCUCAACAUGGCGGUGAUCCUGAAAGCGCUGCACUCCCGAGGCCACCGGGUCACGGUGCUGCACUCCCCCAACAGCUGGUACAUCCCCACCAACGCCUCCUUCUACACGUCCAUCACCGCGACCAUGUUGGAGGACGCCACCGAACGGGACUUUUACAACAGACUCCUCAGGGACGUCGCGGAGUGCCGCCGGUCCGCCGGUCCGUUUCGGACCUUCUCCCAGCGGCGCCUGGUCACAAAGCUCCUGGCAACGGGCCACAAAGUUCUGGCCGAAGCGGCCGGCGCGAUGCUCGACGACCCCGUUUUCAUGAAGAGGCUGCGGGAGGCCCAGUUCGACCUGGUGCUGACCGACCCGGGCCUGACGGUCGGGGUGCUUCUGGGGAGUUACCUCAAGUUGCCGACGGUGUUCAACGUGCGCUGGAUGAAUAACGGAGACGCUCACUUUGCCGCGGCCCCCUCCCCGCUCUCCUACGUCCCGGUGCCCGGCAGCGAACUCCACGACGGGAUGGACUUUCAGGGAAGGCUCAAGAACCUGUUGCAUUACUUGUACAGUCUGGUGGAAUACCACUUUUACAUCAACUCCGCCUACUCGGAUGUGUUCCGCCGCCACUUCCCUCCCCAAACCGACUUGCUCACCUUGGAGCGGGCGGCCGACAUCUGGUUAGUGAGGUCGGAUUUUGUCUUUGAGCUGCCGCGCCCGACCGUGCCCAACGUGGUCUACGUCGGCGGGUUCCAGUGCGAGGAGGCCCGAGCCUUGCCUGCUGAUCUGGAGGCCUUUGUGCAGAGUUCCGGGGAGCACGGCGUGGUGCUGAUGUCUUUGGGAACGUUGGUGUCGGCGCUGCCCCGAGACGUCACCGAGGCCGUCGCGGCGGCCUUCGCUCGGCUCCCCCAGAAGGUGAUCUGGAGGAUGAAGGGACCGAGACCUUCUUCCUUGGGCAACAACACGCUACUGGUGGACUGGCUGCCCCAGAGAGAUCUCUUGGGACACCCCAAGACCCGGGCGUUUGUUGCGCACGGGGGCACCAACGGCGUGUACGAGGCCAUCUACCACGGGGUUCCGGUUCUGGGCCUGCCGCUGCUCUUCGACCAGUUCGACAACCUGGUGCGGCUGAAGGCGCGCGGGGCGGCCCGGGUGGCGGAGGUCGAUUCGCUCACCGUGGAAGGCUUCCUGGAGGCUCUCCGGGACAUUCUGGAGAACCCGACCUACCGCGACAACAUGGGCCGACUCUCUCGUCUCCAUCGGGAUCGGCCGACGCCCCCUUUGGAGACGGCGAUCUUCUGGAUCGAGUACGUCGCCAGGCGCGGCGGAGCGUCCCAUUUGCGUCCGGCCGCUCACGGCCUCCCGUGGUACUCCUACUUUUGCGUGGACGUGACUCUUUUGCUCAUUCUGGUCGCCGUGGCCUUCGUGUGGACUUCCGUCUUCGUCUGUCGGGCCGUUUGCCGUCAGUGCUUCGGGCGAAAGAUGAAACGGGACUGACGGGUGUGAUUUUUUUUUCCCAAUAUCCUCACUCGAUUUCACGUUGAACGAUGACUGAACUCAUGAUUACCGCAGGCGUGAAUCCAAACGCAGGAAACGGCAAACGGGUCGAGCCGGUCUGAGUGCUUCUGUUGCCUUUUUAUCGUUGAAAU